Messenger RNA from Sinocyclocheilus rhinocerous, 1309 nucleotides. Its product is annotated as eukaryotic translation initiation factor 4H-like. Gene Ontology annotation, molecular function: RNA binding. NCBI's taxonomy places the organism in Eukaryota, Metazoa, Chordata, Actinopteri, Cypriniformes, Cyprinidae. The coding region runs from base 84 to 839 and encodes 251 amino acids. The record is from RefSeq and is a predicted model, not a curated record. The transcript has 8 exons.
AGAGGACAGCUAAAGCUCGCAGCCGUAUAUGUUGGGGUCCUUCAGCCUCAGACUGUUGCUUUCUCAGGACAGCAUCUUCGUCAAUGGCGGAUUACGAUAACUACGAUGACCGGGAUCGGGCUUACGGGAGCUUCGGCGGGGGAAGAGGACCCCGAGGCGGCGGCGGCGGUGGCCCAGGCGGACCCCGAAAGCAGAAGGACCUUCCCACAGAGCCGCCCUACACGGCGUACGUCGGCAACCUGCCCUUCAACACAGUGCAAGGAGACAUAGAUGCCAUCUUCAAAGACCUUAGCAUCAGGAGCGUUCGACUAGUGCGAGACAAAGAGACAGACAAGUUCAAAGGUUUCUGUUAUGUAGAGUUUGAUGACUUGGAAUCUCUAAAAGAGGCUUUGACGUAUGAUGGCGCUCUGCUAGGGGACCGAUCUUUGAGGGUGGAUAUCGCGGAGGGCCGAAAGCAAGAACGUGGCGCCGGAGGCUUCGGCUUCCGGAAAGACGACAGAGGCCGUGGUGGCUCACGUGGGGCCAGAGGAGGGGGACGUGACUCCAGAGACGACUACGACCAGUCUGGAGGAGGAUUUAGAGAUGAGGACUUCAUGGGUGGGAGGAGUCGAGGAGGCGGUCGCCCUGCCGAAAGAAGGGGGGGCGGAGCAGGCAUGGGACGCUUCAGAGAUGGACCUCCUCGAGGAGGCCAGACAGACUUCAGAGAACCCUCUGACGAGGAAAGAGCGCAGAGACCAAGGCUACAGCUGAAGCCGCGUACAGUGGCAGCUCCCCUUAACCAAGUGGCCAACCCCAACUCGGCCAUCUUUGGGGGUGCCAAACCCAGGGAGGAGAAUUAGUAUCUGUGUCAGUGUGGCUGCAUUAUUCCGGAAGGCUAUACUGGAUUCUACUGGCUUUGAUCACCAUAAAAUCUUUCAAAGACUUCAGUGACACGCAGGCAGGGGCACGAGGUGCUGGUCUUCUCUCGAAUCUGAACGAGCCCUCAUCCGAUUGGCUUAAAAAGCAAGUGGAGGUGGGGGCUCUAGAAAGGGGGAGGGGCACAGUCUUAACUCCGCCUCUGCCUGUCCUCGCUGGCUCCUCCCACACGCCUCAAAGAACCAAAACUUGGAGGAUGGCAUCUCCAGGUUGAAUGCGUUUAAGGACUUCAGCAUCUCUUUCCCUUCCCAAAGUAUCUUUUGUGUUUUUCGAAUUUGUAGACGCACGGACGUAAUUGCCGCCGUGUCCAUUUUAUAUUUUGCUCUUUAGAUUUCUUUACUGUAUUUGAAGAUUAAAACGUUGAGCUUGAUUCUUAAUUAAACCAUUUCAAAGU